ACAUAACCCGGAUGAGGCUGAGCUUCCGGGGUCUGUAGCUGGAGCGCCGGAGGAAGAGCAGGAUCAGCUGAACUACAGAAGAAUAUUCCAAGGUUUCUCCUGAUUUUCAUCCCUACCAACAACCAGGAUAUUUAACUAAGAUCAGUGUUAAACUGCUGAAAGCGGUGAAGCACUAGCCAUCCUGAAGAAUCUCCAGAACACCCAGAAAUUGUUUGCUACAUUUAACAGAAGCCAAGUCCCGACAUGGAGAAACAUCAGCAAUCUGUCAAGAGUUUUACUAAACAGAGUGCUCUCAAAAAACACCAGCGCAUUCACACAGGAGAGAAACCGUAUUACUGCUCAGACUGUGGAAAGAGUUUUAAUCAACAGAAUGAUCUCAAAAAACACCAGCGCAUUCACACAGGAGAGAGACCGUAUCACUGCUCAGACUGUGGAAAGAGUUUUAAUCAACAGAAUGAUCUCAAAAUACACCAGCGCAUUCACACAGGAGAGAAACCGUAUCACUGCUCCGACUGUGGAAAGAGUUUUACUCAACAGAGUAAUCUCAAAAUACAUCAGCGCAUUCACACAGGAGAGAAACCAUUUCACUGCUCAGACUGUGGAAAGAGUUUUACUCUACAGAGUACUCUCAAAAUACACCAGCGCAUUCACACAGGAGAGAAACCGUAUUACUGCUCCGACUGUGGAAAGAGUUUUACUCUACAGAAUCAUCUCAAAAUACACCAGCGUAUUCACACAGGAGAGAAACCAUUUCACUGCUCAGACUGUGGGAAAAGUUUUACUACACAAAGUGAACUCAAAAUACACCAGCGCAUUCACACAGGAGAGAAACCGUAUUACUGCUCAGACUGUGGAAAAUGUUUUACUCAACAGAGUCAUCUCAAAAUACACCAGCGCAUUCACACUGGAGAGAAACCGUAUUGCUGCUCAGACUGUGGAAAGAGUUUUAAUCUACAGAGUAAUCUAAAAACACACCAGCGCAUUCACACAGGAGAGAAACCGUAUUACUGCUCAGACUGUGGGAAAAGUUUUACUACACAGCGUCAUCUAAAAAAACACAAGUGCAUUCACACAAGAUAGAAACCGUAUCAGUGCUCAGACUUUUGGAAGUGUUUUACUCAACAGUGUAAUCUCAAACUGCACCAGUGCAUUUACCAAUGCCUUUUUAUUGGUUCAGAAAAAUGAUUCUUAUCCAGGGAUGAUAUUUAUAUAAUUCCACGUUAUGUUUUCAUAUAUGUUUAAAUACCUCGUUUGUUCAAGCCCACAGAGAUCUCCACCACUCGUUAAACAUGUGUUUUAAACACAGAAUCAUACAUGUUACCGCUAACUUCAUAAAUUAAGAACAAAUAUUUUCUAAUCCUGAUAUGUUGAACAUUUUUCAUGCUAUGAAUGUUAAAAAAUGGUAAAAACUUUACUGAUUUACAGGUGCACUGCAUUGGCCUUUAGAACUAAUAAUAUAUUUAAAGAGUGUGGAUUUGCUUAGUUGAGUAUGCCAUGCCAUAAGUAAGAAAGGGUAAUUUAGGUGAGUUUAUAUAUUUAAUUCUGACAGUGUUCAUUUAAAGCGGCGGAACAUUUAUUGUCUUUAUGGUUUACGUGCUUUGCAGCGCAGUAAAGUUGCAGACCAAUCAUGUGUGCUGUAAGAUCACCACACGCUCUCCUCUGCCAAUCAGAUCUGUGCAGAUGCGAGAGCGCGGAGCCACGUGUAACAUGGAGGAGGCCGGAUGCAAACGCAAGUCGGUUUUAUUAGACAUAUUACAAACCAAGAAACUAGGACAAGAAAAUAAACACUAUGACUAUAAAACAAAGGACUAAACCCGGUCCAAACAAACAAAGAAGUAAAAUAAACUAACAAAGAAUCAAACAAUAUAAAGAAAACAAACCAGAACUCCGUAGACAAAACACAGAUUAACAUCCAGACAGGCUUGAACAGGACAGCAUCAAACUAAAAGCACGGCAGAGAACAAAGGAGAACAUAGGAUAUUUAUACACAGGCACACACUAGGGACACCUGUGGAGGUAGUGAGGGGGCGGAGUUACAUAUGAGAUCGGAGGGGUUACCGAUGACAGGAUGGGGCUAAGACGGAGACAAGACCAAAACAAAAACAGAGCCAUGUGAAGCACAUGAAUGACAUGGGGAAGUAAACAAAACAAGAGAACAGAGGACAAGAGCAGGAAGGAACCAAAAAUAAAGGAAAGACACUAGACAGACACAGACUAAGGUGUGACAUAACCUCCCCCCAACAGCGCCACUAUCAGAGGCGCCAAGCGAGGGAGAACAGAGGACAGGACAAGACUGGACUAGACAUGGGACAUGAGGGAAGGCUGGAGAGUGGACGAAGAAAGAGACUGGACAAGGGACUUAAACUGAACUGGGAACGUGGACUGGACAGGGAGCCGGACCCUAGACUGGGACAGAGACUGGACUGUGGAUGGGAACAUAGACUGGACAGAGGGCUGAGACUGGACAAAAGAUUGGACAGGGGACAAGGACUGGACACUAGAAAGAGAUGGAGACCAGGGACGGGAAAAUAGAACAGACAAAAGAAUGGACAGGGGGCUGAGACUGGACAGAGGGCCAAACGCUAGACAGGGAUGGAGACUGUACUGGGGACUGGACAGGACGGGACAUGGGGACGGGUACUAAAACAUUGACAGGAACUGGGACUAAUAUGGUGAUGGGGACAGGAACCGAAAAAUUACCAAACACGGGAACUGGAACACAGACAGUAACGGGGACCAAGACAGGUAGAGACAAGGAUACAUGCAUCAACAUUAAAGACCCAAGACUGGCAAAAGUCUGAGGGGCCAGCCUGGGCACCGUUCUAGGAGCUGGUAAAGGAGACCUUGGUGCGGGUCUAGGAGCCCCUGACCUGGGGGCUGUUCCACGAAGCGAGCUUAAAAAAGCGGUGCUUAUUUGAGUAAGCCUCUCUUGAGUUAGCCAAACAAUUCCAGCUAGUUCCAUUCCACUAACACAAUCCAGACUCAACCUGUUCCCACUAAUUCAAGCCAGGCUUUUGUAAUCAAGGCUUGUGCACGUGCACACGGUAUUUACACAGCCUCAGUAAUCGAGCCCUGAAAAUCGAGAAACAUGUUCAAAGAGGUGAAGGAAUGCGCUGUUUUUCUCUCCUGCUGAAAAGGAGUUACUUUUUGAUGAAUAUAAAGACAUAAUUGUGAGGAAAGGAAACAUUUCUUGUGUUAUUAAAAUUAAUUAUGAAAAUUACAGACCGAUUAAGUGCAUAAGCCUAUUUAAUCCAUUCCUUGGCAUUCCAAAAUGCUAUAGUAAAUAAAGAAAAUUGAUAAUUAUAUUCUGAUUUAGAAGCAACAUUGGGAAUUAAAAUUAACAUGGCAGCUGGUCAAGGUUAAAUAUAAAAAUAUACCAGAAUGGUAAGUGUAAUUCCAAUUGGUUAGUCUAAUGUGCAGGGAAAUGUUAAAUUUCACAUUUUAGUGUGUAUUAUGAUAUAAAUUAACUGCAUUAAAUAUUUUAGCAACCAGAAAAAAAACAGCUGUUGGUGCUACUGGUGGUGAUGUCAAUCACUGCCUACAGCCUUCAGUGUUGGCUGCUCUUUUUAUAGCCUACAUUUUUUUGCUAAUUUAUAUCACCUGUAUAAACAUAUCGGUAGGGUAGUUGUCUUUACCCAUUCACUUUUUGCAUCAUUAAAUUAACCAAACAUUUAUACUAUUUAUAUUGAACCAAUAUAAUCACAUAUGUGAAUUGAUGUAAUUAUGGAAUUUUAGAUCUACUUCAAAGUAACUUCAUCUAAAGUACCUGGGCAUCAAUAAUACUAAUAAAUGUGUUUUUGUGAUAUAGAGUUUAUGCAAAUAAAUCUUUGUGGAAAAUAACUGUGAUUAAAUACUGGAUUUCAUUUUACACUGGCCUGAAUUUGUUAAGAUUGAACCAGUAAAUUGCAAAAAAUGUUCAGACACAUUUCCAAUACAGUGCAAUACUUAAUUAAAUGUAUAGAAAUAUUAUAUGAUCUGCUGCAUCCACUGCAAUUUACUGGAUUAAACCAUGGCGGAACCUUGUUCCUGGAUUUUGUUUCCCACCCGCAAGGCUAUGGCGUCACACGGCUCAUCCAAUAGAAGCGCUGCAGCUAAGCUAAGCGUCAACUCUAGCCUGGGACAGAGCAGGUUUGUUUAAAUGUAUAUGUUGCUAUAGUAACUGGACGAGGCUUAAGUCUAGCCUCUUUUGUGGAGCCGAAAUUUGAGCAAAAUGAGCCAGGCCUGUCUUAAUAAGCCUGGCUUACUGAGUUAGCUCGCUUCGUGGAACAGCCCCCUGGACUGUUUACCGUUUUUGGAUUUUUGGAUCACCUCUGACAUGGCUGCCUCGUGUAUGAACACUGGACUGCCUUUCGACUCUGGUAUGGUCUUUGCCUCCAGGUAUCUGUUUGCUGGCGUUAUUUACUCUUUGCUGUUUGAGUUUUGUACACCCUGUGGGGUUUUAAUAAACAUCUUAACUGGA
Astyanax mexicanus (Mexican tetra) is the source of this 4459-nucleotide messenger RNA. Its product is annotated as zinc finger protein 239-like. Gene Ontology annotation, biological process: central nervous system development; regulation of transcription by RNA polymerase II. Gene Ontology annotation, cellular component: nucleus. The record is from RefSeq and is a predicted model, not a curated record. The transcript is spliced from 2 exons. Gene Ontology annotation, molecular function: DNA-binding transcription factor activity, RNA polymerase II-specific; RNA polymerase II cis-regulatory region sequence-specific DNA binding. The coding region runs from base 244 to 1080 and encodes 278 amino acids. NCBI's taxonomy places the organism in Eukaryota, Metazoa, Chordata, Actinopteri, Characiformes, Acestrorhamphidae.